Messenger RNA from Drosophila ananassae, 1277 nucleotides. It is a transcript of the gene AnxB10, whose product is annotated as annexin B10. Lineage: Eukaryota; Metazoa; Arthropoda; Insecta; Diptera; Drosophilidae. Bases 151 to 1119 code for a protein of 322 amino acids. Gene Ontology annotation, cellular component: cytoplasm. The record is from RefSeq and is a predicted model, not a curated record. Gene Ontology annotation, molecular function: calcium-dependent phospholipid binding; calcium ion binding. The transcript is spliced from 5 exons.
CCUCCCGUGCGUCAUUAGCCCAGAGCCAGUGGAAGCGGACGCAUCUCUCAGAGAAACAGUGUCGAGAUUGAAAUCGAAAGCGAAUUUUAGCGAGAAGAGCUCCAGAAGAGGAGAAAUUGCACUUUCCAGACCCAAGUCCUAGCCCUACAAAUGGACAACUACAAGCCCGUGCCCACGGUGGUGGCCGCCGCCCCCUUCGACGCCGCCGCCGACGCCCAGGCCCUCCGCUCCGCCAUGAAGGGCUUCGGCACCGACGAGCAGGAGAUCAUCGACAUCCUCACCGGACGGACCAACCUGCAGCGCCAGACCAUCCGGGGCAUCUACGAGGCGGAGUUCGAGCGCGACCUGGUCGACGACCUGAAGAGCGAGCUGGGCGGCAAGUUCGAGGACGUGAUCGUGGGUCUGAUGAUGCCACCGGUGGAGUAUCUGUGCAAGCAGCUGCACGCCGCCAUGGCCGGCAUGGGCACCGAGGAGUCCACCCUGGUGGAGGUACUCUGCACCAAGUCCAACGAGGAGAUGGCCGAGAUUGUGGCCGCCUACGAGGAGCGCUACCAACGCCCCCUGGCCGAGCAGAUGUGCAGCGAGACGUCCGGCUUCUUCCGCCGUCUGCUCACCCUCAUCGUCACUGGAGUACGCGAUGGCCUGGACACUCCGGUGGACGCCGCCGAGGCCAAGGACCAGGCCGCCCAACUGUACUCCGCCGGCGAGGCCAAGCUGGGCACCGACGAGGAGGUCUUCAAUCGCAUCAUGUCGCAUGCCAGCUUCCCGCAGCUGCGGCUCGUCUUCGAGGAGUACAAGGAGCUCUCCGGCCAGACCAUCGAGCAGGCCAUCAAGCACGAGAUGUCCGAUGAGCUGCACGAGGCCAUGAUGGCCAUAGUCGAGUGCGUCCAGUCCCCGGCGGCCUUCUUCGCCAACCGGCUGUACAAGGCCAUGAACGGCGCCGGCACCGACGACGCCACCCUCAUCCGGAUCAUUGUCAGCCGCUCGGAGAUCGACCUGGAGACGAUCAAGCAGGAGUUCGAGCGCAUCUACAACCGCACCCUGAACAGCGCCGUGGUGGACGCGGAGACCUCCGGAGACUACAAACGGGCCCUGACCGCCCUGCUGGGAGGCGCCUAAGCGUGAGCCCGAUCUACACAAUAUAUAUUUAUCCGCAACCGUACUCAUAGCCGUAUUCGUAGUGUGCCUUUUAGAGAAGUCGCUUUUAAUGGCUGCGCCUGCGCACAGUGCUGGCAAUAAAUAAACGCACAUAGCAAAAAGUGUCUAACCAAUAGGAA